GGGUUUUUACCAGGGGACUCGAACGGGCGCCGUUGAACUUUUUAAUUUCAUUUGCUCGGGUGCCCUGAACGGCGGAUUUUAAAGAAGCAUAGCCCGCCUUGGGGGGCCGGUCAUUCGAUGGUUUCGCGUACGUUGAUGACGAGCCGUGAAUAGCAUCUCGUAAUACGUCCCCUUCUACGUCGAUACGAUUUGGCAGACUCGCUUGUCCUGCCCACCGCGCCGCUUCGAUACCCACUCCUACUCACGGCCCUGCCACCUACAUGAGCAACUAGGUCUUGGCACAACUGUCGAUAUCACCGGUUAAUUUCCCUUUAGUUCUUCUCGUUCUGUGGCAUCGCAGUCACCAUGAAUAACGACCUGAGCCUUUCGAGGGCCUUGGGUGGUCUACGCAUUGCGAACCCUGACGAUGCUACACCAAGUCCAUCCCUAGAAACCGAUCCAGACGCUAAUGCAUCCGCGUCGACCCAAAUCGUCUCCGAUAUUCGCCCCUCAGACCCCGACCCUUAUAACGGCCAAAGCAGACCCCAAACUGCCGAGAUGACAAUGGGUAUCUCUGGUAUAUCAUCCGAUCCUCAAAACCAAAUGUCCGCAUAUGCCCAAAAUGGAGCGUUGCCAUACAGCAACGUUUCUUCCUCCCGUCCACAAUCUGGCUUAUAUGCCACAACGACGGCGGCUGAACGCGACCAAGCUGCAAACUCUUACCAUAUUCUACGAACCGAACCAUCCAGGACACCCAUGUAUAAUAUGCCAGGUAAGAUCGACUCGAGGGCACCUUCGGAGUAUGCGCCGAGUAUUCCUUCGCGGGAAUCAAGUCACCGGGAAAGAUCAUAUAACCCGAACCGUCAGCUUCAAGCCGUGGCUGGCUCCGGUCCCCUCCCUCCUAGGAGGAGCUCGAAAGGCAUGGGUGGCGGUUAUACCUCAAUUCCCGGUGUUCCUAUCGUACCCGAACCUCGCGGCCUUGCAUCAGAUAUGUCGGUAUCCCAAAGUAGCGAGGAAUGGAAAGACCGCGGAGCCGCUGUGUCAAUGCGAAAGGAGGUAGAUGCUAACGGGAAGACGAUUAUGAGGCCGGUGAAGAAGGGUGUUCGGGACUUUUCCUUCGGCCGAGUUCUAGGAGAAGGAUCAUACAGCACAGUAUAUUUCGCUACUGACAGGCAAACCCUUAAGGAAUACGCGAUAAAGGUCCUCGAGAAGAAGCAUAUCAUCAAGGAGAGGAAAAUCAAGUAUGUCAACAUCGAAAAGGAUACCCUCAAUCGACUUACGGAACAUCCUGGUAUUGUACGACUAUAUUAUACUUUCCAGGAUGAGAACUCCUUGUACUACGUCCUGGAUCUCUGCAACGGCGGUGAGCUUCUGGGUGUGCUGAAAAAGACAGGUACCUUUGAUGUGGAAUGUACAAGGUUCUUUGGGGCCCAGAUCCUAGAUGCUAUCGAGUAUAUGCACUCGCGUGGGGUUAUUCAUCGGGAUCUUAAGCCAGAAAACGUCCUUCUUGAUGAUCAACUACACGUGAAGAUUACCGACUUCGGAACAGCGAGGUUAUUAAGCGACCCGAGAGCACCUCAGCCCCCUCCAAGGCUUGAGGAUACAGGAACCAGCUCUAGGGGCAAAGAUCAUGACGACGAUAGUCGUGCGGCCUCCUUCGUCGGCACGGCCGAAUAUGUCAGUCCCGAACUUCUCACUAAUAAGAAUGCUUGCAAGGCAAGUGAUCUAUGGGCAUUUGGUUGCAUCAUAUAUCAACUACUUGCUGGACGGCCACCUUUUAAAGCUGGUUCUGAGUAUUUGACUUUCCAAAAGAUCGUCAACCUGGAUUACGAAUUCCCCCCUGGAUUCCCCCCCGCAGCAAGAGACUUGGUCGAACGAUGCCUAGUCCUAGAUCCAGCUAGGCGACUUACUAUUGAACAUAUCAAAAACCAUGAAUUCUUUGAAGGUCAACAAUUCGGCAAAGGGUUGUGGAGGACGAAGGCACCCCGACUACGGCCGUAUGUGCCACCAUCUCAAGAACCUAAGAUCAUCCAACUCAAUGGAUCUCCGGCUAGCCAACAACAACCUACGUCUAGGCCACCAACUACCGGGAACGGAUUAAAUGGCGGUUCUCGGGCACCAGGAAGGAUUAUUACUGAUAUCCCCCCGCCGUCUCAAUUAGAUAUCGAGUGGUCUCCAGUCUUGACAAGAACGAACGAAAGGAUACUACGCCUUGGUGAUCUUAUGGUUAUGUCAGCGCCAAUUCCUAAUAGUCCACAUAAUAAAGGUGAAGAGGGCCACAGAAAAUUCUCUCGGUUCUUUGGUGGCAGCACAACGAAGAAAAGACAGCGCCUGGUAAUGAUCACAUCAAGUGGAAGGAUUGUCCUGGCUCCAGCGGGAGGUGAAGAGAAGAAAGCGAAAUUAGAGAUUUCACUUCUCGCACCGGACUGCUCGUGGAAGAGCCAAGUAGAUGCAAAAGGGCAGACGGUAUGGUGUGUCGAUUCGGCUGGCAUUCACUAUACGUUCGAAGACGUCAAGCCCCCCUCUUCCCUGGAACCACCUCGGCCGACGGCGGAAGAUUGGCUUGAAUCUCUACAGCAGGCCAGGGAUUUUGCCGUAUCGCUGAAUCUCAGCCGUUCAUAUACUAGUGAUAAUGCAUUCGGGGAGAUGUCUUCGUCUAUGUCCAGCCCAGCGAGUACUUUUGGACCUGACGGUUACAACAUCAACGAUAGGUCUCAUCGAAAUCAUCUGAGUAAGAGUCAAGCGAGUUUGGAGGAUACUUCGAGUACGAAAAGGAAUCGAUUUAGUAAACGACAAUCCAAGCAAGGGUUAGGCUCGGCUUUCUAGGGGUAGCUUCAUAUCGGCAGCUUGGAAAGUUCUUACGCAACAUUAUACCUUUACAUCACCUAGAUCAAUCAUCCCUAUGAUCUAUCUAGCUUCCCCUUAGUUUUCUCUUUCAUAUGCGGCAUGUUCUAGCGAGGCGUAGGCUUUGGUAGCUUUUGGUGAUAUUUGAAAGGGGGUCCAAAUCAUGACACGAAAACAAAAAGGCA
This is a messenger RNA of Hypoxylon trugodes, 3008 nucleotides long. RefSeq names its product kinase-like protein. The coding region runs from base 346 to 2805 and encodes 819 amino acids. Gene Ontology annotation, molecular function: protein serine/threonine kinase activity; ATP binding. The record is from RefSeq and is a predicted model, not a curated record. Gene Ontology annotation, biological process: intracellular signal transduction; peptidyl-serine phosphorylation. The transcript is spliced from 2 exons. Lineage: Eukaryota; Fungi; Ascomycota; Sordariomycetes; Xylariales; Hypoxylaceae.